This is a messenger RNA of Sabethes cyaneus, 6354 nucleotides long. It is a transcript of the gene sfl, whose product is annotated as bifunctional heparan sulfate N-deacetylase/N-sulfotransferase. The record is from RefSeq and is a predicted model, not a curated record. NCBI's taxonomy places the organism in Eukaryota, Metazoa, Arthropoda, Insecta, Diptera, Culicidae. The transcript has 8 exons. Bases 1200 to 4406 code for a protein of 1068 amino acids. Gene Ontology annotation, molecular function: deacetylase activity; heparan sulfate N-sulfotransferase activity. Gene Ontology annotation, cellular component: Golgi apparatus.
GUAAAUACUAACGGGUUUCUUCUACCACAUGCCAAACGAUAAGUAAUAUUACACAGCGUAAUAACAUCUACUUCUGCCCAAUCAAGCUUGGAUUCCAAUUAAGAAUACAUACAACAUUUCCCCCAAUCACCGGAGUGAACUCGCCGCCCCGUUGGAAACCAAGUGGAAAAUUCAAACGGCCCAUUUCCGAUCAACGAAGUGCACUACUGCUGGCUGCUUUCAUGUCAGCAACUCUCAUCACAGCUGCCUCCGUCAGCGAGUGGAAGCGUGAUGCAUUUUCGUUCCGCGGCAAUAACUGGAAGCAGUUUCGCGAAACACAACGACGAUGAUGAUGAUGUUGAUGCUAGCAAAUAUUCGCAAAUUGCAAUUCUUGGUGGCUUCAAUUAGCGGCGCGCUUCAGGCGGAAUUUUCGACACGCAAUUAGGAAUUCAAAUCAUCCCCGCACACAACACAACAGUAGUGAAGCGACGAGCGCGCGCGCGUUUUGUUUCCGAAUUCCGUGUCCAAACGUGCAGCAGAUUUGGUAAUUAACAUUCAACUCAACGAGAUGCCAUCGUUCUGCUCGAUGUGGGUUUCAAAAAGCAGACGAUGUUGGUCACCGAACAAGGUGAACCGAGCACGAAUCGGUAAUCCCCAAACAUGAUGCGGUCCGCACGGAGCCCGACCGGACGGUUCGACGUUUCAUCGGCAGGACGUUUCGUGAUGGAAGCAGUGAUUUCUGAUUUGUGAAACUUUGUGACACGUGUGAGAUACUCUGUUACCGAUUGUCUUGUUCUCAAAACAAUGUUGUGCAGUGUUGUUUGACCGCAAACGGCGGUUCAUAAGUUUUAUGAAGACUCUUUUUAACUCGGAAAAACUGGUGGUGUUGACGAAAAAUAGUUAAUUAACAGAAGAAAUGUUUUGGUGCGAUCGAUCCGAAUAGCAGGCAACACGUUCACCAGAAGCGACUGUCCAGCCCUAGCCCUAGUAGUAGAGUAGCUCUUGCGUAAGAAUGUCAUCCAAAAUUACAUCACGUUCAUCGGAUUAAUCAUCAUACUGGUCGUGCGAAAAAAAAGUAGUUCACAACCGCCGAGCUUCCGGGAGGAAAAAACUUGGCCAAAAUUUCUUAUUAGUGUGGCGGCUCAAAAAAAAAUUCUAACGAACGAACCAUACGCAAGCAUACCACCAUAUCCGGGAGGUGUGGGCACUAAUCUCGCACCAUGAAAGGAUCCGACUCGAGUACAAAACUAUGGAGCGCCUCGUCUUCGCCAUCAGCCAGCAGUCACGAUCUGAUGAUGACCACGACCAGCCACCCGCACUAUCAACACAGCAGCCAGCACCAGCAGCAACAGCAGCAGCAGUCCCUAGCGAUGAACACACUAAACAGCUUCCUGCACGACAGCUCGGACUCCGAUUCGACUUUUCUGCUGCUUGGGAAUGCCAGCGAUGGACCCGGUCCCGGUGGCGGAGGCGGAGGUGGAGGCGCAAACGGGAACGGGAGCGGAGGUUGUCUGAAACUGACGACCAGCUCAACUUUAGCUGACAAAACGAACCACAAUGGGUAUGCAAUGAUGCGCUCGACUUCGUCCUGUACGAUCCAUGGCUUCAAUGGUAUCGGCGGAACAGCAAAAGGCGUUGUAAAUAGCAGUGGCAGCAGUAGUGGCCAUUACACAAACGGUGGUAGUAGCGGUAGUAACAGUAGCGGUAGUGGAAGCAAUAGUAGUAAGGCUAAUUAUUUCUUCGGUGGCAGCAGCGGACCGCACGGCGCUAGUGGGUCCGGCAAUGCGAACGUCCUCGCACGGUGCUGCAUCUACCUGACCAAAGGACUGAACCUGCGGAUAUGUGCCGUCGCGUUAGUGAUAGUAACGAUAUUUUCCAUGCUGUAUUAUAACUACUAUAUGGAUAGCUCACCGAUAGCUAGCUUUAUGCACCGUGACACUCGGCCCGCACCCCUCAUCCACUGCCGAAUGCUGAACGGCAAGGCACCCAUCGAGUCAUCCCCGGCGCCGGACCACCGGUCCGAGGCCCGGUUACGAAUCGACCCCAAAGUGCUGGUGUUUGUCGAAACGACCUACUCCCGGCUCGGUCGGGACAUUGCCGAGCUGCUCGUCUACAAUCGGAUCAAAUACAAAAUCGAAGUCGCCGGCAAAAACGUUCCGGUGCUCACCAUACAGGACAAGGGCCGGUACGGGGUGAUCGUGUUCGAAAAUCUGGAAAAGUACCUGCAGAUGGACAACUGGAACCGGCAGCUGCUGGACAAGUACUGCCGCGACUAUUCGGUGGGAAUUAUCGGCUUUAUAGCGCCGAGUGAGGAAACUCUGGUCGGAGCCCAGCUGCGAGGUUUUCCACUGUACGUACAUACGAACCUGCGGUUGCGAGAUGCUAGUCUGAAUCCGGGAUCACCGGUGCUGCGGCUGACCCGAGCUGGGGAUACCGCUUGGGGGCCUCUGCCAGGCGGGGAUUGGGCCGUAUUUCAACAUAAUCACAGUACAUACGAGCCGCUGGAGUGGGCUCAGCGGAAUACGCAGGAUUACCCGGUAGAUGGAGUCCAGCCGCCGUUGGCGACAGUAAUACAGGACCACGGGCGGGUAGACGGCAUCCAAAGGGUGUUAUUCGGGGCUGGGUUAAGGUUCUGGUUGCAUCGGUUAUUGUUUUUGGAUGCGUUAUCAUACCUAAGCCACGGGCAGUUGAGCUUAAACCUGGAACGAAGGAUACUGAUUGAUGUUGAUGACAUAUUCGUAGGCGAAAAAGGAACACGGCUGAAACCGGACGAUGUUCAUGCCCUGAUUGCCACCCAAAAUCGAAUAGCAAGAAUGGUUCCGGGGUUUAGGUUCAACCUAGGAUUUUCCGGAAAGUAUUUUCAUCAUGGGACACACGAGGAAAACCUAGGGGACGAUAUGCUUCUACGGAAUGUAGAACAGUUCAAUUGGUUUUCACACAUGUGGAACCACCAACAGCCGCAUCUGUACGACAACGUAACAACACUGAUGAACGAUAUGAUGCUAAACAAAGAUUUCGCUAAAGAAAAAGGCAUUCCAACGGAUUCCGGUUACUCGGUGUCGCCGCAUCAUUCGGGUGUCUAUCCGGCGCACGAGCUGCUGUACAUGGCAUGGAAAAAAGUUUGGAACAUCAAAGUAACUUCCACCGAAGAAUAUCCACAUCUUCGGCCGGCCCGGCUUCGUCGGGGUUUCAUCCACCGAAAUAUCAUGGUUCUUCCAAGACAAACUUGCGGCCUUUUCACCCACACGAUGUACAUCGAUCGCUAUCCGGGCGGACGCGAUAAACUUGACGAAUCCAUCCAAGGCGGAGAAUUAUUCCAAACCAUCGUAUACAAUCCAAUUAAUAUUUUCAUGACACACAUGUCGAACUACGGCAGCGAUCGAUUGGCGCUGUACACCUUCGAAUCGGUUAUAAAAUUCCUCCGCUGCUGGACCAACCUUAAACUGACCUCAGCGCCACCACUGCAGCUUGGUGAAACCUAUUUCAAACUACACCCGGACGAAACGGAUCCCAUAUGGGGCAAUCCUUGUGACGAUGCUCGUCACAGUAAAAUCUGGUCACGAAACAAAAGCUGCGAUACGCUGCCAAAGUUUCUCGUGAUUGGACCGCAAAAAACCGGCACCACAGCUCUGUAUACCUUCCUCAGUCUGCAUCCAUCGGUGGCAAGCAAUCUACCCAAUCCGGACACCUUCGAAGAAAUCCAGUUUUUCAACGGUAACAACUACUACCGAGGUCUCGAUUGGUAUCAGAAUUUCUUCCCAGUACAACCGAAUGGAACCGGAGGACGGUACAUGUUCGAAAAAUCGGCUACCUACUUUGAUGGAGAGCUGGUUCCCAAACGAGCGCACGCUCUUCUACCGAAAGCCAAAUUGGUCACCAUUCUUAUUUCGCCAGCAAAACGGGCCUACUCCUGGUACCAGCACAUCAAAGCCCACGGAGAUCCGAUCGCAAAUAACUACAGCUUCUAUCAGGUAAUUAUGGCCACGGACACGGCACCGAAACCGCUCCGCGAUUUGCGCAACCGCUGCCUGAACCCGGGCAAGUACGCCCAGCACCUGGAGCGAUGGUUGGCGUACUAUCCGCAGCAGCAGCUGCACAUCAUCGAUGGCGAGCAGCUGAAAUCGAACCCGGUGGAGGUGAUGAUGGAACUGCAGCGCUUUCUCAAACUGGUACCGACCUUCGACUACAGCGAGCAUCUGCGCUUCGACAAUAAGAAAGGCUUCUACUGCCAGAUCGUGAACGAGAACAAAAACAAGUGUCUGGGGAAAUCGAAAGGCCGCCAGUAUCCGCCGAUGGACGAGAAGAGCGCCAAGUGGUUGCAGAGGUACUACCAAAAUCACAACAGUGCACUGAACAAGUUGCUGAAAAAGCUUGGCUCCCGGCCCGUACCCCAGUGGCUGAAAGACGACCUCUCGACAACGUCAUAACAGCAGCGGGAACAGCAGCAACGGCAGCAGCAGCAGCAACGACAACAGCAGCAGCAGCAGCAACCGAUCAUUCAAUGUGAAAUGAUCUAGAAGAAACAGCUUAGCGAUGAUAAUUGUCACUAACUAAAAGAAAAGACUAGUUUUAAAAGCUAUGUUAGUCAGUAAUGUACAAAGCAAAUGGAACACACGCUAGAAGCUGAGUCGCGUGAAUGACAGUUUUACAACGUGAAGAGACUUCAAAUUAGCUAUCUAUAGAGCAAUCGACAAGUGUGGAAAAAAGGGGCAAAAGUGAAUGAGAGCCUUGAUUAUAUUAAGUAAGAUCGAUUUACUACUAUUCGCUGUAUGGACAAACGCUUUAAUUUUGAGUUUAUAUUUUUUAAUUAUCAUUCCUUGUUCUGGAAAGGAAGCAAAAUUUUCUAUUUGUUCUGUAGACCACAAGCGGAAGCUAAUUUACAAUUCUCAGUUGUGCGGCACAACGCAACAAGUAUUGUCCCCUAUAAUUAUUUAACGUGAUAAUUUUAAGUAGGUUUAGUGUGAAAAAAUACCUCAUCCAGUUGAGAAACACGUAAGAAGAUUAUAUUGUAUAAUAGUCAGUGGUUUGUGUCUUGGGAUGGUAAUAUUCCAAUGCUCAUCGUCAGAUGGCUACAAUCGCUCUUGCGCGGUGCCUAGAAUGUACAUUACAUUCUAAGGGAUUGUAAAAAAAAGCAUAAAUCGUUUAGUUUAUCCACUUUUAGCGGGUCGAUACGAGUUUUAAUAAAGCAUGUAUAGGUUUAAAUAUGUGAAUUAACUUUAAUUGAACAGGGUACAAGUAAAAUUCCGUUUGCUGUUGCUAAACUUGUAAAUUUUACGUUUGUCCUAUGGCUGUCGUUUUAGAGUCAGUUGUUUUGUUGCCAUAAUUUAACGGUAAGCUAUCGUUAUUUGCUAACUUUAGGACACGUUUCUAAUCCAUUAAGCUAAUCUGAUAAUUGAAUGUACUUAUAUCCUGAGAAAGAGCGAAGUAAAUAUAUUAAAAAGCAGUACUUACUGUGUAACAGCGGGGAUUAUAACAAAAAAAAAUGUCUUCUAUAUGGUACGAACGGUGUGCAUAUAAUAAACCUUCUAAGGACGCAAUGAAAGCAAAAUUUAACAUAUCUAACAGUAGUAUUUAAAGCAGAAGAUAGACGUUUUUGCCCCAGCGAAACAAAAGUAAGCAUAAACACACCCUACAAAAAAAAGCAAAUUAACUAUUUUUUAAACUGUUCUAAAAGAAAGGCAGAAUCAAACAAAAAAACGCUUAAAUUUUGAACCGCAUCGACACCGAUAUUCCGACAACGGUCUAAGCCACAUACAAAGACAAGAAAACGGAGAGCUCCCUGUACAGAUACAAAGUAAAAGAUGGCGCUAUACUACUUUUCCAGUGUUCUGUUUGUAUGAAAACUGUAAAGCUACAAUAGAUAGUUAGUGAGGCCACUCAGCAAAUGCAGCCACUAGCAUAAUAGCAUUGCCGGCAUGUUGUUUGUCCAUGAAUCUGAUUGUAAAUAGCCAGCCAAUGAUUUUAAUAGGCAGCAGCAGCAGCAGCAGCAGUAGCAGCAGCCGCAACAACAGCAGCAUUACCGCGAGGCGCAAGAAACUGUUAUCAGAAUAAAGUACGAAGCCGUCGGUCAUAGUCGAGCUGAGGAAUUACGAAACAAUUAUUGUCGUCGGAGUAGUACAACUAAGAAUAGAGCAAAAACAAAACUUCCUUCAAAGAAAUUUUCCGGUGCCCCGUGCGCAACUGAUGGAGGAAAAUUACCAUUUUGUUACGCUGAUAUGAGCACUAGCUUGCGGCAAGGUUCAGUUUACUGACUGGUACUGACUUAAAUCGUGAAUUUCCCGUCCAGAUUGAAAAGGUAUACCAAGUUGACGCAAUCAAUUCUAAUAGAUAAUUCCUGUUAGAUAUUCGAAUCAAACAUAAUCGAUUCCGAGUAAG